This is a messenger RNA of Microtus ochrogaster (prairie vole), 2357 nucleotides long. It is a transcript of the gene Zfp90, whose product is annotated as ZFP90 zinc finger protein. Gene Ontology annotation, molecular function: DNA-binding transcription factor activity, RNA polymerase II-specific; RNA polymerase II cis-regulatory region sequence-specific DNA binding. NCBI's taxonomy places the organism in Eukaryota, Metazoa, Chordata, Mammalia, Rodentia, Cricetidae. The transcript has 3 exons. The coding region runs from base 238 to 2184 and encodes 648 amino acids. The record is from RefSeq and is a predicted model, not a curated record. Gene Ontology annotation, biological process: regulation of DNA-templated transcription.
ACUCCCGGCCUCGCCCACCAUCCUGCGGGCGGACUGGGCGUGGCCGGAGGGACUAUCCCCAGGCGGCCGGGCCUUUCAUUUGGCCUUGGGGGAGAUGCAGGCGGAGGCGGUCUCCUUCGGCCCUUUGGGCUGAAGUGGCUGCAGGGAUGCAGGGAUGGGGCGGCGGGGUAGCGGGAUGAGUGGAUCCUGUCCUCUCUCCUCAGCCUCGGAUCGUAGCCAGCACACACUGAGGCAGGAAUGGCCCCGAGGCCUCCGAUGGUCACGCCCCAGGAGUCCGUGACAUUCAAAGAUGUGGCUGUGGACUUCACCCGGGAAGAAUGGCACCACGUGGGCCCUGCCCAGAGGAGCUUAUACAGGGACGUGAUGCUGGAGAACUACAGCCACCUGGUCUCUCUCGGUGAGGAGGCUACUUCCCUGCUGGCUCACACGUCCCCUGCUGAGACACCCCACUCUCUUUCCCGCAGCAUAAGGCUUCCGCCGUCUCAUCUGUCCUGUAGCCUUCUGUUUGCUCUGAAAGGAAUUUGGGAACUUUUGCACUUUAUAUUUCUUUUAGACUGGAAGACCAGGCCUGACACCAAGCCGUCAAGUCUUCGGCAGGGCACAUCUGGAGGAUCCCACAGUACAGAUGUUCUGUCACGUGCCACACAGGGAGAUCCCUGGGAUGUCAGGAUCCAGAGGCACCAGGAAAGUUGGGGGAGACGUCUGGGACCAGAGGCAUCGUCCCAGAAAGAAAUAGCCACUCUGGAGACAAAUCUUGAGCAAAAUAAAUUUGACGAAGACUCUAGAUUGAGCACCGACUUGGUCCCACAACUAGACAUGCCUUCAAGUGUAAGGCCCAGUGGAUGUGAAACACUUGGAAAUAACUUGGAGUAUAACUCAGAAUUAGUUACUCGGAAUAGUGUCCUUGCAAAAAAGAAGCCUUAUAAAUGUGACAAAUGUCGAAAGUCAUUUAUUCACAGAUCAUCCCUUAAUAAGCAUGAGAAAAUUCAUAAAGAUGAUGCCUAUCCCAAUGGUACAGACCAAGGCGUCUAUCCUGGAAGGAAACAUCAUGAAUGUACUGAUUGUGGGAAGACCUUCCUCUGGAAAACACAGCUUACUGAACAUCAGAGAAUUCACACUGGGGAAAAGCCCUUCGAGUGUACUGUGUGUGGGAAGGCCUUCAGGCACAGCUCAUCCCUCGGUCAGCAUGAAAAUGCACACACAGGAGAGAAGCCCUACCAGUGUAGUCUCUGUGGGAAAGCCUUCCAACGCAGUUCCUCCCUCGUUCAACACCAGAGAAUCCACACUGGAGAAAAACCCUACCGAUGCAAUCUCUGCGGGCGGUCUUUCAGGCAUGGUACCUCCCUCACUCAACACGAGGUUACACACAGUGGAGAGAAACCCUUCCAGUGUAAGGAGUGCGGGAAAGCCUUUAGUAGAUGUUCUUCGCUUGUCCAGCACGAGAGGACUCACACCGGAGAGAAGCCUUUUGAAUGUAGCAUAUGUGGGAGGGCUUUUGGGCAGAGCCCAUCCCUCUACAAGCAUAUGAGGAUUCACAAAAGAGGCAAGCCUUACCAAAGCAGCGACUUCAGCAUGGCUUUCGAGCCCAAUGCAUCUCUUAGUCAAGGUGAAAGUGCACUUACCGAAGUGAAAUUGCACCAUUGUGAUAACUGUGGGGAAGACUUCAGUCACAUCGCAGACUUCACGGACCAUCAGAGGGUCCAUGCUGGAGAGACGCCCUAUGACGCUGAGCAGUCUGUGUCUCAGCCCGGAGAGAAGCCCUACCAGUGUAAUGUAUGUGGAAAAGCUUUUAAAAGGAGCACAAGUUUCAUAGAGCAUCAUAGAAUUCACACUGGAGAGAAACCCUACGAAUGUAACGAAUGUGGAGAAGCCUUCAGUCGGCGCUCCUCACUGACCCAGCAUGAGCGAACCCACACUGGAGAGAAACCCUAUGAAUGUAUCGACUGCGGCAAAGCCUUCAGUCAGAGCUCAUCCCUUAUUCAGCAUGAAAGAACGCACACCGGGGAGAAACCCUAUGAAUGUAGUGAAUGUGGGCGUGCCUUUAGAAAGAAAACCAACCUGCACGAUCAUCAGAGAAUCCAUACUGGAGAAAAACCUUAUGCUUGUAAGGAAUGUGGGAAAAGCUUUAGUAGGAGCUCAGCUCUUACUAAACACCAGAGAAUUCAUGCACGAAAUAAACUGUAGGAAACCGAAAAUUAUGGAACGGGUAGGAAGCUUUGUCUAAAGUACUGUCCCAAUCUAGUAUCAGGAUUCUGAAAGUUUGGAAAUGUAAAUAUGUUUUUGUAUCCUGCAUAUGGAGAAAACUGUGCCAAGAGACAGGUUUUUUUUUUAAAUAAACGCCACUCUUUUAUAUUUGA